Messenger RNA from Cynoglossus semilaevis (tongue sole), 4183 nucleotides. It is a transcript of the gene slc5a8l, whose product is annotated as solute carrier family 5 member 8, like. Gene Ontology annotation, molecular function: organic acid:sodium symporter activity. The transcript has 18 exons. Gene Ontology annotation, cellular component: membrane; extracellular exosome. The record is from RefSeq and is a predicted model, not a curated record. Gene Ontology annotation, biological process: propanoate transmembrane transport; sodium ion transport. NCBI's taxonomy places the organism in Eukaryota, Metazoa, Chordata, Actinopteri, Pleuronectiformes, Cynoglossidae. The coding region runs from base 339 to 2141 and encodes 600 amino acids.
UAAGUAGAUCAGAGCCAUAGCUCCUGCAGCAUCAUAUCAUAUCACAAAGAGAACAAGGAAAUGACAGACGGCUAUAAAGCAAUGAAAUCUCAGAGUUUUUCUGAUCUUCCCUGAAGAGAAACUCGGACACAAGUGAAGGACUAGAGGCUGGGAUUUCUGCUUUGAGUUUGGUGUUUGGGAUAUGUACAAGUGGACUCAGGAAGAACUUCAGGACACUUCUUAGUGAAGGACAUUGAACAUUAGCUUGAUUAACCAAUAAAGGAUUCCUGCUCAUUGAAAACCUUUACAACAAGUCAAGGGAAAAGCCAGGCAGAAAGCUGACACCUACUGAAGGAACCAUGGUCGGUACCGGUGGUCCAGUGGCCACUUUCUCUGUGUGGGAUUAUGUGGUGUUCGCUUUGACCAUUUUGGUCUCAGCAGGAGUGGGGCUCUUCCAAGCCAUUCGAAGUCGUAAGGAGACCAGCAGCCAGGAGUUCUUGUUGGGUGGUAGGCAGAUGACGGCUGUGCCUGUUGCCAUGUCACUGACUGCCAGCUUCAUGUCUGGCAUCACAGUCAUUGGCACACCAGCGGAGGCUUACCUGUACGGAGCUGCCUUCUGGAUCUUCGGCUUCUCCUACGCCAUCAUGUCUGUGAUCACGGCGGAGAUUUUUGUCCCACUUUUCUACCGACUGGGCAUCACCAGCACCUAUGAGUACCUGGAGUUGCGCUUCAGUCAGCCCAUCCGGAUAAUCGGAACGUCCAUGUACAUCUCACAGACGGCCCUGUACACUGGUCUGGUCAUCUACGCUCCAGCUCUGGCUUUGAAUCAAAUCACUGGUCUGGAUCUAUGGGGUGUGCUGGUGGCCACAGGAGUCGUGUGCAUCAUCUACUGCACUCUGGGCGGUCUGAAGGCAGUUAUCUGGACCGAUGUGUUUCAGAUGGUAAUCAUGCUCUCAGGUUUUGUGGCUGUCAUAGCGAGGGGAGCUGUUCUACAGGGAGGCCUGACAAAUAUUUGGAAUGAUGCUGGUCGGGCAGGUCGCCUGGAAGCUUUUGAUUUCGACCCAGAUCCUCUAAGGCGACAUACAUUCUGGACCAUUGUGGUGGGGGGCAGUAUAAUGUGGACGUCUAUCUACGCCAUUAAUCAAUCCCAGGUUCAACGAUACAUCUCCUGCAAAACACUGGGUCAUGCUAAGACAUCCUUGUACGUGAACAUGCUUGGCCUGUGUGUGACGGUGAGUCUGGCUGUGAUGUCGGGCCUCACAAUGUACUCUGUCUACAAGAACUGUGACCCACUUUCAAACGGUGAUGUGAACACAUCUGACCAGCUGCUGCCCUACCUAGUGAUGGAUAUUCUGGCAGUUUACCCUGGAAUCCCAGGCUUGUUUGUGGCUGCUGCAUACAGUGGAACUUUGAGCACCGUGUCUUCCAGCAUCAAUGCUCUGGUUGCUGUCACUACAGAAGACUUCAUUCUUCCUUUUUGCAAAAACCUCACAAACAAACAGGUGACCUGGAUGAACAUGGGUCUGAGUGUCUUCUACGGUGGUGUGUGUAUUGGGAUGGCAGGAGUUGCCUCUGUGAUGGGAAGUGUUCUGCAGGCAGCUCUGUCUAUAUUUGGUAUGAUCAGUGGACCUCUGCUGGGUCUAUACUUAUUGGGAAUGCUUUUCCGCACACCAAAUUCAGUGGGAGGACUGCUGGGAAUGAUUGUGGGUCUAGUGUUGACUCUGUGGGUUGGGAUUGGAGGCCAGCUUUACCCUCCGACUCCUGACAAGACCAGACCACUUCCUGUCACAGUUGUGGGAUGUAACAUGAACUUUUCAACAACAGCUCCCUGGACGAGUCCACUUCCUACGACCACACUGCCUGAUGUGAGACCAGCACUGGCAGACUCCUGGUAUUCUCUGUCCUAUCUCUACUUAGCUCCUUUCGGUGCACUGAUCACCAUAGUGGUCGGUCUUCUGGUGAGCAUGAUCACAGGUGGAUGCAAACAAGAGAAAUUGAACCCUGAUCUAUUUGUAAAGAAGACGGACUUUUGCUGCUACCACUGGUUCAGUAAAUCCAAGGCAUCAGAAGCCCCAGAAAAGGACACAACGGUGUUGCACAUUCAAUCCUCCUUAGACUUUGAUGAGCAAAGCAAAGGUGUUGAAAAAGUCACCAAACUAUAAAUACACGCUUUUAAUGCAAGGUAUUUUCUGUGUAUAUAUAUAUAUAUUCGCUGGUGUGACACAUGAAUACAAACGUAUUGGAACACAAACAAUCAAAUGUACAAGAUAAUUCUUGGAUUAUGAAAUAAUUUUGAAUUACUAAAAACACAGGCUUACUGCCACAGCCUUUUAACCUUACAUGUUCUGCUGCGUCUUCCUGUACAAAGUGAUAUACAUUACUUGCCCUUGUGUUGUUCCCCCUGAUAACAGCUGACAGCUUUAUCUUCUUUACUUCACCCUAAAACACUGGAAUAUUUAUGUUGCCUGUGCACCUGACCUUUUUUUGCCUAUAUAAAUGAGUUAAAACUUAUAAUAAAUACUUUAACAAAGUUCAGCUCUGUAUUGUUUUUGCUGUAUUUACUCUUAAUUUCAUAUUUGUUGGAUUGUGGCGCCAUGGUUUUUAUCAUCUCUAGGUACAUUGAAUCAUUUUAAUAAUAACACAACAAUAAUAUAACAUGUAUAAAGGAGGCAAUAACUGUAAAAAUAACAUGUAUAAAAGAGGCAAGAACUAAAGGUGACAAAAGCAGACACAAAGAAAACCACACAAUCUUACAGUGUAGUUAAUGAGCUCCAGAGCUUAACAAAGCCCGGGCUAUAAAAACAUACAUAGUGUGACAAAGAGGGUGAGGCAGGUUUAGAGCGGGAGAGCAGGUGAGCUUUGCACCCAGUCAUGAUCUUGUCUUUCAUCUCCGUGGCAACCACACAAUAGAGGAAGUUUACAAAGCAAUGACCUGCCAACUUUAACCAGCCUUUCUGCCAGCCUCUCUGAACUCACACAAAGUGGAGAGCAAGGACAUGGAGGUGAUAAUCACGGCUGCUGAAGAAAGUGAACCAAAUUAGUUGACAUUUGUACCAACAAACUCCAGGCUCUGCGACAUGGAAAUCAUAUUUUUCCUCAUUCACUGCAUCAUGGCUGUGUCUUUAUCUAUGGCACAAACUCAAAACGUAACAACGCCAGCAAUGACACCUGCUUUAAAGUCAACACAAACAACAGGAAACGUUAUAUUAUUCAACACAACUGUUUCCAGCGGGAAUGAAAGUGGGACUACUUACACCAGCGCCAUCACCAGUGUGAGUCUAACAUCUGAGGAAACGACAGUUCACCUCCAGACGUCUCAGUCAACAGCCAUUAUGACUCAACAGAAACACAGUACUUCACUGACUACACCUGGCACACAAACACAGCCAUCUACUGUCCUGACGACCACAAGUCAGACCACAGCAGGUUACACAAGUAUUGUCACAAGUACUGCUGUAAUAUCUACUGCAAAUUCAUCUCACACUGUUAACACAACUUCAGACUCCAAGGACAGGAUCACACAUGGUUCUGGUCUCAGUGACUCAGAAAGGAAUAUGACCGUUGUCUUCACUGUUGGACUGGGAGCCUUUUUAGUGACUUUGGUCGUAAUCAUGUUACACAGAUACAAACACAGAGUCCAGUACUUUCAUCAGCCUUUAAAUGACUCUGUCAUUACAGAUGACGACACACUGGUCAUUUCUGGAGGACUUUAUGACAGCCAUCCCAUCUAUGACAACGUGCCAACAGCCCAAGAAGAGCAACCACAUUUCCGUCUGGACUUCCUUCCCUAAACAGAGACAGUGUACUACAGUUUGAGACGUCACAUACAAAAUCACACACAUAUUUUCUCCUUCUUCUCGCUCCUCUUUCAAACAUGAUAUCUCAAAUGUACAUUCACCAUCGUAAUAGCAGAAAAAAUGGAAACAUGAAAACUUAAGUGAUUUCAACAUUGUUUUACUACUAUCUAUUACUUGACAGUGAACAGCCAACAUAUCAAACCCACAGUGCAGUUACUGCAACGACAAUAAAACUCUCUGAACAUUUGUUAGGUAUUAAGCCUAUAAGCUACAAUAAAUCCACAUUUGUUUACUUACUGGAUAAACAAACUAAUUGAGGUGGUGGGAAUAAGACUCCCAAAAGAACACAACUAUGUCAUCAUACAUACAGACUUCAAUAAAUCAGUGUAACUUGUAAACAAUCCAAA